Rhizoctonia solani is the source of this 840-nucleotide messenger RNA. Its product is annotated as glycosyltransferase family 20 protein. Gene Ontology annotation, biological process: trehalose biosynthetic process; cellular response to heat. Gene Ontology annotation, molecular function: catalytic activity. The transcript is spliced from 5 exons. Gene Ontology annotation, cellular component: cytosol; alpha,alpha-trehalose-phosphate synthase complex (UDP-forming). The record is from RefSeq and is a predicted model, not a curated record. NCBI's taxonomy places the organism in Eukaryota, Fungi, Basidiomycota, Agaricomycetes, Cantharellales, Ceratobasidiaceae. The coding region runs from base 1 to 840 and encodes 279 amino acids.
AUGCCCAAUGGUAUCGAGUUUGAAGGCCGCUACUCUCAAGUUGGAACUUUCCCCAUUGGCAUUGAUCCUGAUCAAUUCGUCAACAACCUAGCGAAGCCUGGUGUCAAGGAGCGAGUUACUGCGCUUGAGCAACGCUUCAAGGGGGUCAAGAUUAUUGUGGGAGUAGAUAGGCUCGACUACAUUAAAGGCGUACCUCAGAAGCUACAUGCCCUCGAAGUUUUCCUGACAGAGCAUCCAGAGUGGAUUGGAAAGGUUGUGUUAGUCCAACUCGCCGUUCCAUCACGCCAGGAUGUUGAAGAAUAUCAAAACCUUCGCUCAACUGUCAAUGAGCUCGUUGGGCGCAUCAAUGGACGUUUUGGAACUGUUGAAUUCAUGCCUAUCCAUUUCAUGCACAAGAGUUUGGCAUUCGAUGAGCUCUGCGCGUUGUAUGCGGUGAGCGACGUGUGUCUUGUAACAUCUACCCGAGAUGGAAUGAACUUGGUUUCUUACGAAUAUAUCGCAUGCCAACAAGAACGCCAGGGCGCGAUGAUUUUGUCCGAAUUCGCCGGUGCUGCUCAAAGUUUAAAUGGAAGCAUUGUUGUCAAUCCAUGGGAUAGCCAACAAGUAGCCGACGCGAUUCACGAGGCAGUUACGAUGUCGCCUGAAACCCGUGCUGAGAAUCAUAAGAAGCUAUUUAAGUAUGUGACUAAAUACUCCGCAGCGUACUGGGGAACAUCUUUCGUGGGUGAAAUGUCUCGUCUCAAACCUUCGCAACAUCCGGCGGCGCCCCCGGAGAUCGGGGGCGGGCAGAGCACGGACCGUGAAGGCGAGGCACUGGAACAUGGUGCAGUACCUACGUAG